UUACAGAGGAAAUUAUUUUUCAUGCCAAGAGAGCUACCGCAUCAUGGAAAAUGGGUUCCGGAAUGUUACAGUCCAAACGAGGUGCCGGGUCCUGUUCCAUGGAAAUUCCCAAAGUUUAUAUUGAUCGGUUUCCUGCGCUUGAUGGCUGAAAUCUUUCGAAGGGGUCUUCCAGUAAAGAGCACGUGACUUCUCACUAUUUCCCGGUCCUUUUCUUGUAAUUCAAUACAGAGCCAAAAUAUAAUGUGAGACAACUGACCGCUGCGCCUGUUGAAGAGUUGGGCUGUAGUGUGCAUGUGGGGACUGGACACUUGGACAUCAGCCACUGAUCACAAGGAAUACCUCAAUUUUUCUACGUCUUUCUGGGAAUAAAACAUUAGUUUAAUUUCAAAUGUGUGAUAUAAUAUUUAGUCGGAUUUUUCUUGGGUUUCCCGUACUUCUCCUCUGGAUGGCAGGUGGUCCUACACAUGCCUCCUUUCCUCUUGAGCUCAACCCUCCCAGAGUGGUGAUGAGAUAUGGAGACUCAGUCUCAGUUAACUGCAGCACAUCAUACACAGACCAUGAGGGGAUGGGCUGGGAGGCCACAUUCGGAGGUACAGGUUUUGAACAAGAUGUCAGCAUUGUCACCUGGACUGUGGAUAACCUUACUGAUUGGACAAUAGAACCUAUAUGCUACAUGACUCUCAUUGACGGCAAACAACCCUCAAAAGUACUUCCAGUCAUUCUCUACAAGACUCCAGACAGCGUCUCCAUCUCUGUUCUGAGACACUCUGGUCCCAUGGUGGAGGGGACAGAGUACCAGCUGCAGUGUGACAUCCAGAACAUGGCUCCUCAACAGAACCUGGUUGUGAAGUGGUACAAAGGGAAUGAACCCUUAGAUAAUGUAACUUACAGUGACGUCAGUAAGACACCAGUGGAUGUGUCUGAUACUCUGAUGAUCAGCCCCAGUAGACAUGAUGAUGGAGCUCAGUAUAGAUGUAGAGCAGAACUGGACCUGGGACCAGAGGGACCACAACCCCAUCCUACAGUAACAUCAGAACCUCUCAGCAUUACUGUGCACUAUGCUCCUGAGUUCCUUCCAGGGAAUGACACAGUGGAGGUGAGUGCAGGCAGUGAUGUGUCUCUGGACUGCAGUGCUGAGGGGAACCCUCCUCCUGAGCUGAGGUGGACCAACAACACUGCAGAGGGAAAUGCCAAUGAGGCCACUGUGGGGCGCCUGCGUACUCUCUAUAUCUCCAGAGUAACAGCUAAUGCAACUUACAACUGCACAGUCACAAAUGGACUGGGCUCCAUCACCAAGCAGAUACAUGUCCUAGUAGAUGUACCUCCACAACAACACCCAACGAUGUUCUCCACAGCACCCUCAACUCCAGGAACUAUGACCACCCUCCCAGCAACAGCCAAGCCAAAAGUAGUUACCUUUCCUCUUGAGCUCAAACCUCCCAGAGUGGUGGUGAGAUAUGGAGACUCAGUCUCAGUUAACUGCAGCACAUCAUCCACAGACCAUGAGGGGAUGGGCUGGGAGGCCACAUUCGGAGGUACAGGUUUUGAACAAGAUGUCAACAUUGUCACCUGGACUGUGGAUAACCUUACUGAUUGGACAAUAGAACCUAUAUGCUACAUGACUCUCAUUGACGACGAACAACCCUCAAAAGUACUUCCAGUCAUUCUCUACAAGACUCCAGACAGCGUCUCCAUCUCUGUUCUGAGACACUCUGGUCCCAUGUUGGAGGGGACAGAGUACCAGCUGCAGUGUGACAUCCAGAACAUGGCUCCUCAACAGAACCUGGUUGUGAAGUGGUACAAAGGGAAUGAACCCUUAGAUAAAUUAACUUACAGUAACGUCAGUAAGACACCAGUGGAUGUGUCAGCUACUCUGUUGAUCAGCCCCAGUAGACAUGAUGAUGGAGCUCAGUAUAGAUGUAGAGCAGAACUGGACCUGGGACCAGAGGGACCACAACCCCAUCCUACAGUAACAUCAGAACCUCUCAGCAUUACUGUGCACUAUAAGCCACUUAUCAAUGCAUCUCGACUGCCAGUGAGGAUACCUGUGUUCAGGGGCUAUCCUGAGGAGUUAGUGUGUGAGGCUGAGGGUCACCCACAGCCCAGGAUACAGUGGGUCUAUGACCCAUCGAAGCCUGUCAGUGUGGCGGGAGGCAACCUGACUGUCUUUGAGGAAGGGUUCUACAACUGCACCGCCACCAACGAUGUGGGGACGAGCUUCAUUGUGGUAGAGGUGGUUUUAAAUGAGGACUACCUGCCCCUCAUAGCGGGCUUCGUGGCCUUCAUGGUCGUGGUCAUCUUGGUCAUCUUCGUCUUCAUCUACUCCAUCUACUACAAGAACAACAAGAUGGGCCGCUACAGCCUGAAGAAGGCCAAGCUCAGCAGCACGCCCAAUGGCAACGUGGCGCAGAACGGCGGCCGGGACACUCCGCUCCCGAUGACUCAACUGUCUCAGCCAAACAUCUACGUCUAGGAGAACGAGUUUUACUGGGAUGGACCACUCUGAAUGAAGAGCCCUGUUUCCCCGCUGAGAGACUAAGUGAGAGACCAAGUGGUUGAGGGGCUGGUCACAACUCAUUCAGCUGGCAGACGCAGGUCUGGAUUGUGAUAGUUGGGAGUGUCUCCUGACUCUCCUCCAACCUCCCUAUGCUUCAUAUGCACUCCCUUUCCUUUUUAGCACUAAGAUUUUAAGUACAGAUCAGUCCCUCUAUUUCCCCUUCUACUGAAGAACCUGAUGAGGUAGAAUAACCUGUUUUUAGUGUGAGCUAUAUGAUCUAGUCUACACAUUCGAAGUGUAGCUGAUGUUUUCUCUGAAGGACAAGAAGAGGCAGCAAAUGGACAAGGUAAAAUCCCUUUUUGGAAAUUGGCUUAAUUGAAAUGAAUGUUUUAUAUGACUGGUUUUGAAAAAACUGGUUUGUGUUGCAUAAGCACCAACAAGGGAAUUGUUAUGUCAUUUUGAAUGUCUUUUUUUUUUGUUUGGUCUGAUGACAAUGUAAUUGCUGUCACAUUAUACAAUUGCUUGAAGAGCAGCACAUGGUUGAAAUUGUGAGAAUGUCCCCUUUGCCUGGAUGUGAUGUCUUGCUCGUGACAAGAAGCUUGGAGUGUAAACCUGCAGUACAGUGGAGGCUGCUGAGGGGAGGACGGCUCAUAAUAAUGGCUGGAACGGAGUGAAUGGAAUGGCAUCAAACACAAGGAAACAAUGUUUGAUGUAUUUGAUACCAUUCCACUAAUUCCACUCCAGCCAUUACCACGAGCCCGUCCUCCCCAAUUAAGGUGCCACCAACCUCCUGUGCUACAGUAUAUGCACACAACCUCUUUAGGUUGUGAGCACAAUGAUCACUGAAACCAAUUAAUGUAGCCUUCAUGUGAAAAGUAUUAUUUCCCCAGAUUACGAAUUAUAUUGUGACAUUAAGGGGGUCUCCAUUUUUUUUACGCGACUUCCUGAAAAUAAUUUUGAGGACUAAUAGUAAAGAUGUAUUGUAAUGGUAAACAUUAUUACCUUUUAAUGUGGCAUGAACACAAACAGUCAUGAUGCGUUCAUCUGAUUCUCAAACAAAUCACUUAAAAAAUGAAGCUACCUGUGCACUUUUGUCCACAAAAUAAUUCCAGCUUCCAAACAGUGCACCCGCCAUUUCAUGAAGGGAAAGAGACAUCUGUUACAAAACACCAAAAAGUGUGAUGACGUUCGGCGAUUGUCAGGAAGCCUACACUCUUGUAGCCUGAAUUAAUUGAUGCGUCUUGCUGACAAAUUGACAGAAACAAAUAUAUAAAAAUCUGGACACCUGAAAAGGGGCUGAAAUACAGGAUUCAACUACAGCUGUCUGUCCCAAGCUCAUGUGAGGGCUCAGUUGAAACAAUAUUGCAAAGCUCAAAACAGACAUCAGACAGGCGGAGAAUGAAUGCGAUUGAAAGAACCUGAACAGGUUUAAACCAGUGGGGAGCUCAUUUAGGGGAGCUCAUGUCUCAUUUGAGGGUCAGCGCUACUCUGUUACUACUCUACACUGCUCCUACUCACCCAGCACUGCAUCUGGAGUGUUCAGUGUUUUAACUGCAUCACUGUAAUGCCUGACUGCAUGUGAGUUCUGAAUGUGUGGAAGGGGCAGUUGGUGUGUGGUUGCCUCUUCCUGUAAGCAGAUUGAAUCAAGCCAUUAUUAUCACAUGCAGGAGUCAAGAGAAAACCUGGAGCUCAAGAGUAAUGUCAAUACUUUUUAGGUCCCACUUCACAUUGAGUGGCCUAAAACUUUUGUAAUUGUAAUUACAUGGUAGUUACACUUUUUAAUUACAAGGUGCCCAUAUACACUCACUAGUCAGUUUAUUAGGUACAAUGGAUCGCUCCUACAGACAGUUAGUCACGUGGCGGUGGCUUGCUAUAUAAAGCAGGCAGACAGGCAUCAAAGCACACAAUUCAUGUUGGAUUGAAUGUUAGAAUGGGCAAAACGAGUGACCUAAACGACUUUGAGCGUGGCACACAAGAUCCAGUAUCUCAGAAACGGGUGCCCACGACCCAUCCUGCCUGGUGUCAAUGCUACAGGCUGGUAGCGGUGAUGUACCACCGUCCAAUCUGCAGCAACUGUGUGAUGCCAUCGCUUCAGCAUGGAAAAACAUCCCUGUGGAACGUUUCUGACUUUUAUAAUCCCUGUACUGAAGAAUUCAGGCUGUUCUGGAGGCAAAAGGGGUCUGACCCGGUACUAGAUGGGUGUACCUAAUAAACUUGCCGAUGAGUUAUGUAACUACAAUGUAAAUGCAUAUGUUUUAGGCUACUUCAUGUAAACUCAAAACCUUUUGUGUAUGUAAUAUAAAAUAUAGAACUGUAUUUAUUAAAGUCUGUAAAAAUGAGUGCCUCAACAUUUAUAAGGGCCCAUAGAGUACCUGGAGAAUAGAUUUCAAAGGGGGGGGGGGGGGCUUAUAGGGAAGGAGAGAACAAUUACUAUUGUACAAAGGGAUGGUCAGUAUUGAUUUUCUAUCAAUAUUGGUCCUCUGGUUGUUAGGAGAUAAAGUAUCUCCCCUGAUCCCCUUUCACCACUGUAUGUAGUGUACACAAACUUCUGUGGAGAUCUUUUGUUUCACAGUCCUCUCUUUUGUUUCACAGUUUCACAUGUCAAUACUCCUGUGUUAAGAAAUCUUUUGUAUAAUAUUGCUUUGAGUUAUCAUUAAAAUAGAGUUUUUUUAUGAUAA
Molecule: messenger RNA, 5175 nt
Organism: Salmo salar (Atlantic salmon)
Lineage: Eukaryota; Metazoa; Chordata; Actinopteri; Salmoniformes; Salmonidae
Product: vascular cell adhesion protein 1
Biological process (GO): cell-cell adhesion
Cellular component (GO): membrane
Molecular function (GO): integrin binding
Source: RefSeq, a predicted model, not a curated record